AUGUCGAACUCAGCACAAACCCCUUUACCCCAGGUCGGGAAGCUCGUGAGCGUUGUCCCGGUCGGUCUUAAAGAAGCUGCCCUCGACUCGCCCACCUUCCGCGCCACGACCCUUCAUUUCUCCGAUCAGAUCGACUUUAUCGAAAAAUGGCUCGACGGAUAUGCCAAAGCUGCAACCAAACUCUCAUCUGAAUUGACUGCUUUAGAGAAUGUCGUGAACAACUUUCUAUCCUACUCGACACACCCUCUUGUGGUCUCUGAAGCGGUUGUCGAUCAUGACUACACACUCUUGGCCAUGCGUAGGUGCGGGGAGAGUUCCAAAGAUCUUUGGAGUGGACUGGUUACAACGACCAGGAAAAUGGAGUCGUUGAUCUCCGAGCCCAUUCGAGACUUCAUCCACGAGGAUCUGCGCCAAUUCAAGGAACUCCGCCGCAACCUUGAGCACACCCAAAAACAGUAUGACUACUUACAGGCUCGAUAUGCCUCUCAGUCAAAAUCGAAGGAAGCAUCAGCCCUGCGAGAAGAAGCCUUCCAGCUGCACGAGGCUCAUAAGGCUUAUUUGAAAGCAUCGAUGGAUUACUCAGUCCAAGGGCCCCAGGUGCGCAAUGCGCUGGAUCGACUUCUUGUCACAUUAUCUUGUGAUCAAUGGCGGGAGUUCCGAGGUUUCCACAAUCAGAACAAUGGCACUUUCUCGAAAUGGUCACACGAGAUGGAUCGCAUCAAGGGCUGGCUCCAUGAAAUGGAAGCCAGUGAACGCUCAUCUAAGAAGGAGUUGCUCUCUACCAGAAAGUACAUUGAGGACGCGGCAGAGAUUGCGACUCGCCCGUCUCGAGAAUUGGAAGACUACAACAUUUCGACCGUCCCUUACCUGGGAUCUCGCCCUAUCUCGACCGUCCCAGUGAGCAAAGAGACGAGACCCGAGAAGCAAGGCUGGUUGUAUCUGCGUACACUUUCGGGAAAACCUACUCGUCAUGUUUGGGUCAAGCGUUGGGCUUUCCUUAAGCACGGUAUCUUUGGGUGUCUCGUGCAAGGAUCCCGUACUGGUGGUGUUGAGGAGAGUGACCGCAUUGGUGUAUUGCUAUGCAGCAUUCGCCCUGCUUUCCAGGAAGAGCGCCGAUUCUGCUUCCAAGUCAAGACAAAGAACAACACCAUCCUUCUGCAGGCAGACAAUCAAAAAGAGUUGAUGGAAUGGAUUGGUGCAUUUGAAGCUGCCAAGCAGAAGGCGCUCGAGAACCCUGCCAGCACUGAUCUUUCGGUUUCUGGAAAGCAUACGGUUCAGGAUCCUGCAUUUUCAAUCUCUCAACCCCCUGCUCCUGAAUUUGCCGCAGACCCCGCAGACUCUCUCACUCCACAUGCCCAUGACGAAUCGAGCUCGGCGGAACGCAGCAUGACACUGCCUGUUCCAGAUCGCGAUGGGAAUAUCAUCAGAAAUAGCACCGACAUCGCAGGCAGCAGGAGACCCACAGUCUUGGAUAGUGAGAGUUCGACUCGAGAUCAUGCCAGAGAACACACUUCUCGUUUGAUUCAGAAGUUGGACCUCCAUCGAAAGUCGAACAACGCACCCCCGACAUCUCCCUCAAUCCCUGGACCGGUAGGAGGAAUUGCAAGUCUCAUUUCCGCCAGUCACAAUAUCCUCCCCUACAGCACGACUGUUCCAAUCAACCAGAACGACGAUAGCAUCAACCGCGGUCGCAGUUUCAGCAAUGUGGAUGAGCCUGGCUCAAGCCUUGCACCUGCUACACUUGCCAACCCCCCAGCUCCUACAAGUAUGAGCAAAGCUGCAGUCGUCGUGAGCAACGAAAGAGGUAUUGGGCUCGGUGUUUCUGAUAGCACAGGUGGCAUGCCUAGUGGAAUGAUGGCAAACUUGUGGGGUAGCUCCAACUGGGGCUUUGUGAACAAGCUCCAACGUGAACAGCACGAGAUCGAUGCGGCACAUGGUCCAGAAGGUCGCCCAUCUUCUACCCUCAGUGACGGUUCAGUAAGGACGAUUGCCGCUCAGCCUGAUGCCUCAAGUGCCUCUGAGCCCGUGAAGCAAUCAGGACCACGCCAUAGACAGACAGUGAGUCUGGAUGGUGAUGACGUUAAACUUACCCAAGCUGCGUUGGGGAUCGGACAUGAAUAUCCCAGCUAUUAUCCCCAACAGCUAAGGAUACAAGAUGCUCAAUUCCGCUUGCUCUUCCCAGAUGUCAAAAGGGAGGAAGCAUUGGUGAUGGUGUUCAGGGCAACCUGGAGUCCAAAUGACACACAAGAAUUCCCUGGACGAGCUUAUGUCACUACAAGAAACAUCUACUUCUACAGUCACCACUUUGGCCUAGUCUUGACGACUGGUGUUUCUUUGGAGAGCAUCAAGGAAGUGACGGCAGCACCUGGCAGAGACUGUGAUUUCCUUUUCCUACACACCAUCCCUCCACUCGGCAGCGACACACCCGGUCGAGUCACGAUCAAAACCUUCCUCGAACCACUCAGACUUGUCCAAAAACGUCUCAACUUCUUGAUCCAAGGGUCUAUUGCCGUGGAGCAGCUGUCUUUGGAAUCACUUCUCAAAGCAUUGAUAAAAAUGGACUCAGGCUCUCCAACUCGGGCGUCCAGUGCAGAUAGCUGGGAAGAUCUCUCGUCUGGACUUGCAGAUAUCAAGGCAGACGGGAAGUAUCCUGACCGGAAUCGGGAAAAGGACUUCAAAGUACCCAUAUACAUCGACAAAGAUCUUGACUUGGAUCCUGGCAAAGCUUCCCGGAGCCGAGACAUUGCGAAAUUCAGACUUCCAACCCAACCCGUGGAGUAUGUUCCGCAAGGCGACCUUUCUCUAGUAGCCGAAAAGGUUCUUGACAUUAGCCCCAAAGCUUUGUUCCACAUCCUGUUCGGUGACAAGAGUGCGGUGUGGCAGCUUCUAUUGCAUGAGAGACAAGCUCGCGACAUCAAACAAGGCCCAUGGGUUGCUGCAAAAUCACGGCAUUUGAGACGUGACUUCCACUACAACAUUGGAGCGUCGGACAUCUUUGGCCGCACUCAAGAAAAUGCCAUCUCAGAUUAUCAGAUCAUCGAUGUGCUGAACGAUCACUUGUGCUAUGUGGUCACAGACAAGAAGACUCCAUGGCAUCUUCCAUUCCGACGAUCCUUCAGGUUGGUCAGUAAAGUGGUCAUCACGUUCCACGCCAAAUCAAAAAGUAAAAUCGCCAUUUUCACCAAAGUUGAAUGGCUAUGGUCUCCUUAUGGCCUCAAAAAUGUGAUCGACAAAAAAGCCAAUGAUGACCUGGAGCAAGAUGCUUUAGAUCUCGUGGACUUGGUCAGUGACCAAGUUCGCCGUUUGGGGGCACACAGUCGCACCAAAAAGGCCAUCACAAUCUUCGGUCAUGUCGGACGCCAAAACCAAACCUCCCAUUUCAGCGGUGCCGGAUCAAGUCUGAAGCUGGAGCCUCGAAAGCCCCGCACACCCCGUAGUAUGCAUGCGCUUCUCCUCGAGACAGUCCUAUCAUUCUUGGAGACCAGCGUUUCCUUCUUGAUGAUGUGGGUCUUUGGUAUCGUCCGCUGGUCCUGGAAGACUGUGAGUGCACACAAGAUCAUCUUGGUCUUGUUAGCCACAAGUGCAGUAAUGAACGGAUACUAUUCCUCUCGGGAUAGCUGGGACUGGUGGCACGAGCGUCAUGCAGGCAAAUUCAUGGCGCGGCUCGGAGUCCAGCCAAAUCUCGUCAUGAGCAAAGCGAUCUACAUGAACGAUAUCAAUGAGGCAGUCGCAAACACGACUAUCUGGUCCGCAACCGGAAAUACGAGUGACUGCUUUGCUACUUUCAACGAGCAGGUGAUGCGCUAUUCUGAUAUGCCGCUAGCAUUUAGCUCGCCGGGUCCUCGGGAUACUCUGACGAAGAGCGCUAUCAAACGCUUCCAGCAGACUCGUGAGCGCCUCGGCAUGUACAGACACAACCUGCUAGUUGCAAUGCGUGUGGUGAACAGCAUCGAAAAAGAAGUCAUUCAGACUGAAUGGGAGCGUUGGCUUCGCGAAGAAAUGCGUCGCUGUCACCAGAUCGAGGUCCGUCUUGGUGGUGAGACCCAAGGUGAUUCGGAGGGUCGUCAUGCACAAGCUGAGCGUGUCUUCGCUGACCAUGCGGACGAUGUUAUGCAGUGGUAUGAAGAAUACUGCUCGAGUUGUCGAUUGGAGCAAGACCAAAUCACAUCGAAUGACAGCAAUGACUUGCUUGCUUGA
Messenger RNA from Penicillium brevicompactum, 4197 nucleotides. RefSeq lists its product as uncharacterized. The transcript is spliced from 6 exons. Bases 1 to 4197 code for a protein of 1398 amino acids. Gene Ontology annotation, molecular function: protein binding. The record is from RefSeq and is a predicted model, not a curated record. Lineage: Eukaryota; Fungi; Ascomycota; Eurotiomycetes; Eurotiales; Aspergillaceae. Gene Ontology annotation, cellular component: cytoplasm; endoplasmic reticulum; plasma membrane.